CAUCCCGGGGAUUUGGCCCCGGUGACCCCCCCCCUGUCCCAGCCCGGGGGUCUCUGUGCCCCCCAACCCCGGGGGGAGUCUGGUCCCAUAGGCUCCCCAGGCCCUGGAGUCUCUCUGCCCCACCUGGGGGUCCCAGCGUUGAUCCCAGCACUCCUGUCCCCACCGCCUCCCCCAGCCCACAGGCGUCUGCCCCCCAUUGCCUCAGGAGUCUUCAGCUUGCAGAGAGCAGUGGGGCCAGGCCAGCCCCCCCAAGACACCCACCCAAGGGACCAAGGAAGGGAGAAAGACCCAGGCCACCUCCUCACUAUGGCUGGGCAGGGGGAGACCGUGCUUGAGGACCAUGAGCAGACGUCCCUGGGGGUGACCCUCACCGACAGCCUCAUCGCCACGAGGAACCUGCCUCAGCUGGUGGAGCCCCUGCACCCAGAGAGCCGAUCCGCGGAGCUGCUGUCCCCCUCGACCAUCCGCUUGGAUCGGGAGAACAUCUGUGCUAUCGGGAGGCUCCAGAGCCUGCAGGAGAUUCACAGCCUCUAUCUGCAGCAGAACCAAAUUGAGAAGAUCGAGAAUCUGGGCUACUUUCCCAACCUGCGGUUCCUCUCCCUGGCUGGCAACCGCAUCCGCAGAGUGGAGAACCUGCAGCCCCUGCAACACCUGCGCGUCCUGGACUUGUCCCACAACCAGAUCCAGACGCUGGACCCAGAGGAGCUGCCCCGCAGCCUCCGUCUCCUCGACUUAACGGGCAACGAAUGCACCCACCAGCACGGAUACAGAGAGCUGGUGGUGGGAGCCCUGCCCCACCUCCUGCAGCUGGACGCCCAGCCCAUCCAUAGCAGCACGUGCGAGGAGGAGGAGGAGGAAGGAGGCUCUUCCAGCAGCGAAGAUGAAGACGACAAGCUGCUCUUUGAGUCGAGUGGCCCUUUCACUGCAGGCAAAGAUUUCUUUGCAGAUCUUCAGCAGGAGCUGGCUGAACGCUCGCAGCAGAGGCGGAGGGAGACCCUGAAGGAACACCAGGCCCGUCUGGAAGAGCUGGAGGAGCUGUGGGAGCGUCAGGGUCUUCUACUGCCUCCUCCACUGCCGAGCCCAGGCAGGGAGGGAGCAGCCCCAGCCCCCAGGCAGUCUCAGCCCCCUCCCCAAGCAAAACCAGGGACACAGUUGCCACCCCUGCCGGGAUCCAGCAGGCAGCACGCUUGCCUGCAGCCCCAGCAACCUCCUGGAAGGAACCAGCCCCAGACCAAGCCUCUGGAGGAGAAGACUCACACCACAGGAGAAAGAAAUAGGCAGUUACCCGCAAUACCCCACACCAGGCCAGCACCACGCAGUUGCAAUUAA
Calidris pugnax (ruff) is the source of this 1329-nucleotide messenger RNA. RefSeq names its product leucine rich repeat containing 46 (gene LRRC46). Gene Ontology annotation, molecular function: protein binding. Lineage: Eukaryota; Metazoa; Chordata; Aves; Charadriiformes; Scolopacidae. The transcript has 8 exons. The record is from RefSeq and is a predicted model, not a curated record. Bases 307 to 1329 code for a protein of 340 amino acids.